GUGGUUCAGUCCUCAGGAGCAAACAUGGGGACCAUAGGAUCAUGGAUCAUCUUCCUGACGCUGCUUGUCGGCUCAGUCUCUCAGAUAGCUAACACAAAUAAGAUCGGCCGAGUGUGCACGACUUGGGGUCGUUACCACUGGAAGACUUUUGAUGGAGAUUUCUUCCAGCUGGCCUCCAGCUGUAACCAUGUCUUGGUCUUCGAGUGUAAAGACAGCUACAAAGAGUUAAACCUCCAAAUGAGGCGCACAGUCAUCGAUGACAUCCCCACCAUUAGCAACAUUAUCAUGACGCUUGAAGGCUCUGUGGUGGAGCUGUCCAACAGCUCAGUGAUAGUCGAUGGCAAGACGGUGUCUCUGCCACAUGUCACGUUCGGCGUGAGCGUCAUGCGGACGGAUUUUAAUAUCAUUGUGGAAGCUAAGCAGGGAAUUAAAGUGACCUGGAACCUGGACGACUCCCUGGACAUUGAAAUUGAUGAGAAAUACAAGAACAAGAUAUGUGGACUCUGUGGAAACUUUGAUGGUGUGCCCAAUGAUUUGAUGAAAAAUGGCACUCGGCUGUCUGUGAGCGACUUUGCUGACACCCACAAGGUGGAUGGGCCAACAGAGCAUUGUGAGGAGCCCGCACUCACCCCAGUCCAGAGCUGUGACGAUAAGGGUCAAGUAUGUGGUAUGUGUGGAAACUACGACGGUAACAGCAAGAAUGACUUCACCACACGCUCCAUGGAGAAAGUUGCAGAUGUUCUACAAUUUGCAAACAGUUGGAAGGUUUCAUCCGACUGCCCAAAUGCCAAACUCGUCGAUGAUCCCUGUGCCUCAAACCGCUAUCGAGCAGCCUGGUCCCAGAAACAGUGCAGCAUCAUUAUCAGUGUCACCUUCCAGAGCUGCCAUUCAAAGGUUGACCCUGGUCCAUACUUUGAUUCUUGCGUGAGAGACUCUUGUGCUUGUGACUCUGGUGGGGACUGUGAGUGUCUCUGCACUGCUGUGGCUGCUUAUGCCAAAGCUUGUAAUGAAGCUGGGGCCUGUGUUAAAUGGAGAACUCCAAAGCUGUGCCCUGUUUUCUGCGACUAUUAUAACUCCCCUGGUGAAUGUGAGUGGCAUUACAAGCCUUGUGGAGCUGACUGCAUGAAGACAUGUAGGAAUCCUUCAGGAAACUGUUCCACGCUCAUCACUGCGCUCGAAGGCUGCUAUCCACAGUGUCCCCCAGCCCAGCCCUACUUUGAUGAAGACACCAUGAAGUGUGUCACCUGGCGUCAAUGUGGCUGCUAUGAUGACAAAGGCACCCACUACAGCAUUGGAGAUAAGGUUCCAUCAACCAACUGUAACACUUGUUGCUGCAACUACAUUACAAGCAAACACGACAUUGGGAACCACAUCUGCAGAAGUAUCCACAUCACAAGCAACAACAUUGGAGACAGGUACUACAUUGCCAACAAAGUCUACAACUAUAACUUCAGGAGCCACAGCUGA
Molecule: messenger RNA, 1467 nt
Organism: Notothenia coriiceps (black rockcod)
Lineage: Eukaryota; Metazoa; Chordata; Actinopteri; Perciformes; Nototheniidae
Product: mucin-5AC-like
Exons: 10
Coding region: 25-1467 (480 amino acids)
Cellular component (GO): extracellular matrix
Source: RefSeq, a predicted model, not a curated record